AUGAAUCUCGUCUUUGUUGAAGAGGGGUUGGGCAUACUAUCAUCCUGUCCAACAUCAUGGGGCGAACGCCUUGAAUCCAUCACAGAAGGCGCGCGCGCCUCGACUGACGCACACCACUACACUACCCACCCAAAAAGAGAAAAAGAAAAUUUUGAAAAGGGAACACACCCAUCGAGUACGACGAUUGUCGGACUCCGCCUAUACCCGCCGCCCGCAGAGGCCCUCCACCAAUGGAAGGGCAGGUUGUGCCGGCCGCCGCCGAGUGCAGCCGAGGGCGGCCGAUUGCGCGCGUUCACAACAAAAAGUCACACGACUGGUUUAGUGUCGGGUUGCGUCCCAUCGACGCCGCAUCACGUGCCGCGCUACUCGACGCACCACCUGCGCUUGCGCUCACCACAUACCACUGUUUUUGUAAUUCUAAAUACAAAACGCGCUUACAAAUCAAACUGCACAUAUAUCAGUACCACAUUUGUUUGUAUUAGGACCUGUGACCUGUGA
This is a messenger RNA of Arctia plantaginis, 498 nucleotides long. The record is from the annotation of a GenBank genome assembly. NCBI's taxonomy places the organism in Eukaryota, Metazoa, Arthropoda, Insecta, Lepidoptera, Erebidae.